GAUUACCUCCUCACUCCGCCGCCGAAUCGAAACCCCGCGUCCGCUCCACACCCUCCACCAAUGGCGAUCAUGAAGGCGCCGUCCCCGCCCUCGUCUCCUCCGCCGCCGCAUGGAAGCGACGGCGGAGGCAGCAUCCGCCGCUCGCCGGCGCCGACACCGGCGCCGCCGGCGCCGCUCUCUCUCCCCUCCGAUCCCCAGAAGAAACCCUCGCUCGAGUGGGUUCCGCUUCAGAAGCACCCCGUCUUCGCUAGUAGAAGCCCUAUCUCCUCCGAUUCCGGGGAGCUCCGCCGUGGCUCCGCCGCUUCCGGCGGCGGAAGCUCGGCUGCGUGGGACGCCGCCUUGUCGCGGCUCUACGUGUGGGACUCUGUCUCCCGCUGCGUCCACCGACUCGCCCUUCGGUUGCGUGAUCUCGAUGCCGACUCGGCUUCUUCUACCGAUUUUAGUGUCGUCGUCGAGGCCGCGAUCCCUUCUGAGAAGCUGAUACCAGAUACUCAAAUCCCAUCGAUUGUCUCUCAUAUUUCACUAAAUGCAGAUGGCUCAUCAUUAAUUCUUGCUGGUUCCGACUUCCUUAGAGUCAUCUACAUAUAUGAGAGGAUCUCUGUUAAUGGCAACACAGUUACUUGCAGGAUGGUGUCAGUCGCUUCUCAAAUCUUAACUGGUGAAAACAGUGGAUUACAAGCUUUACAGAUAUCCUGGCACCCUUUCAGUAAUAGUCAUUUGGGAGUUUUGACAUCAGAUUCUGUUUUCAGGCUAUUUGAUCUCUCUUCUGAUUUAGAGCGACCAGAGCAGGAAUAUUAUUUACAGCCCAUCAAACCUGGAAGCUGCCACAAUGCUGUAUCUAUCUGCCCGGUGGCGUUCUCAUACGGAGGCCAUCAUUUGUGGGACAGAUUCUCUGUUUUUAUCUUAUUCAGCGAUGGUUCGAUAUAUGUCCUCUGUCCAGUUGUUCCUUUCGGAAGCCUUUUUAACAGAAGAUAUAUUCAAGAGAUAUAUGAAGAUGUUAUUGCAUUUGGGUUGACGUCAUUGAACCCAAAAAUCGUUAGCAACUCACGUUUGGCCAUUUCUUGGCUAGAAGCAACAUUUCCUGAUGUAGCAGAUCAAUCAACUGAAGUUGGCAGUGUUUCACUAGCAAGAGCUCAUGCUUAUGCCCCAGUAGAUGCAUCUCUUUCAUUUCAGGGACCUCUCUGUAAAGUUUCUCAUGGUGAGGAAAAUAACAAUAUUGAAGGCAAAGCUGUAGGUUUUCUUUACAACUCUGUAGGCAAAGAUUCAAUUAUUGUAACUGCCUGGAGCAGUGGGCAGCUCCAGAUUGAUGCCUUCGCUGACGAAAUCCAGCCUCAUUGGAAUACGAGUUUUCCCCCUCGUCUAGAUAUUGAUAGACAUGGGGAUUUAAGGGGUUUUGCUAUGAUCUGUGAAUCAAAUUUUCAAGAUAAUUCUGCUUCAAAACUUCAAAAUCAACUCGAAAUGGGAUCAAAUUCUAGUAACAAUGUUGAUUCAGUUUGGUUGGGUCCAUCACCUCCUUUGCUAAGACUAGCUCUUGUAGACUUGGCUCUUCCAAAUGCAAACCCUAGUUGCAUGCUAUCCUUAUUUCCUGAUCCUCUUGUUGGAGAGAGAUUUUACUGUGUUCAUGGUGGGGGAAUCGACAUGGUAUCUCUGCACUUCCUGCCGUUCUCAGAUGCAGGCACCAAUCCAAAACCACCAUCUGUACAUCCUAUUCUUGCCACGGGCAAUGAAGAAUCUUGCUCUCCUUUCCUUUCAGGUUUUGUUACUAUAGCCGAUGCGUAUGGCCAUUUGCAGAUAGUUGGAAUCACCCUUUCUUAUGAAUGCAUUGUUGUCGAGAUGAAGGGCUGGAAAGAACCGAUGCCCAUUAAUUACGAAUUUGAUAGCAAAUCUGCCAAUGAUGAAGAAGCUGCUACUAUUCCUGAAUUUAUAAGCAAAGAGCUUCUUGCGGGCCCAAAAACGAUCAUACUUCCUGCAUCAGCAAGUCUUCGAUCUUUGACAGCAGACUCCAUUGAAGGCCGAUCGACUCUUCAUCACUAUAUCAAGCUUUUCCAUGAGAAUUAUGUCGAGUAUGCUCACAAGGUCUAUAUUGAGCUGAAAGAACACGCAGACUAUCUGAAAACAGUAAUCGACGCCCAACAGAAACGCUUGCAUGCAGUGAAGCAGUCACUUGCAAGAUAUGAAACCAAAGAACAAGGCAUAAACGACAGAAUUGAUCGUGCUUUUAAGGUAUAUGAGCUUCUAGAAAUGCGUCUAGAGAGCUUCAAGACAUUGCCGGCAAGAAACAAGAAACCAUUAUCAAGAGCAGAGCGUGAAUUCAAGGCCCAGCUUGAUAGGUUUGGAAAUAUCGAGUUAGACGCAUUACACUCGGCCAUUGAAGCUCUGAACGCAAGGAUGAAGAGGUACAGCCAACCUUCCCUGGUCGGGAGCUCACCGCAGCAAACAUCAUUGAGGGGUAGAAACUACAUAUCGGACAAUCAAAUGUCGCUGUUAAAAUCGUCGCUGGAGAAGCUUUCAAUCAUCAAUGAACAGAAUACCCAGAAGCUAAAGCUUAUCGAGAAUGAACUAAAAAGCCAGGAGUAGAGCUUUUUUAUAAAUAUACAGUGUAAGUUUUGUACCAUUUCGGGAAUGUUAGUGUCUGUGUUUCAUAUAUUUAGACAUCGAGAUAAAUUUGAUGGCAAAUCGAUUUGACUCGAUCCUUGGCUCUUAAAGUAAACUGUGCUGUUAACUGUAAAUUAGCAAUUCAAGUAUGGAUUAUUCCACUUGUAAUA
Messenger RNA from Ananas comosus (pineapple), 2765 nucleotides. RefSeq names its product nuclear pore complex protein NUP88. Lineage: Eukaryota; Viridiplantae; Streptophyta; Magnoliopsida; Poales; Bromeliaceae. Gene Ontology annotation, biological process: mRNA export from nucleus; ribosomal small subunit export from nucleus; protein import into nucleus. The transcript has 9 exons. Gene Ontology annotation, molecular function: protein binding; structural constituent of nuclear pore. The record is from RefSeq and is a predicted model, not a curated record. The coding region runs from base 61 to 2577 and encodes 838 amino acids. Gene Ontology annotation, cellular component: nuclear pore.